Messenger RNA from Aureobasidium melanogenum CBS 110374, 3150 nucleotides. RefSeq lists its product as uncharacterized. Gene Ontology annotation, biological process: cytoplasmic stress granule assembly. Gene Ontology annotation, cellular component: cytoplasmic stress granule. The record is from RefSeq and is a predicted model, not a curated record. Bases 1 to 3150 code for a protein of 1049 amino acids. Gene Ontology annotation, molecular function: RNA binding. Lineage: Eukaryota; Fungi; Ascomycota; Dothideomycetes; Dothideales; Saccotheciaceae. The transcript is spliced from 5 exons.
AUGUCCGCUCAACCCUCCGCCAUGAACGGUGCUUCCACAUCUUCUGCUUCCCAGCCGAACUCAAAUCCCUCGAAACAGCAGUUGAAAACGAAUUCCUUCGCAAAGACCCUGGACGGUGCUCGUAAGCAGGCCGCAAGCCCCGUGGACGCCGCCUCGAGAAAAUCUCCCGCUCCAAAGGCCUGGUCUUCGGGCACCAACCCCAUCACACAACGCUCCAAUGCUUCCACACCCGUAACCAAUGGCCUGGCGAACGGCACUCCCAAACCCGCGCAGUCUAAGCCUCAGCAAGAGAAUGGCACACCAAACAAACAUGCUACGGACAGGCUUCUGUUUCUGAUCGCAAACUUCACCGGCAUGGAAGUUGCUGUCUUCCUCAAGAAUGGAGAGAAGUUCACUGGUGUCUUCUCUUCAGCCUCCACCGAUCCUGCUGAUCCUCGUCUGACUUUGAAAUUUACCAAGAAGCUCAGUCAACAAACUAACGGCACAACCGACCAGUCCGACGCAUACAUCGGUGAGGGCGAAGAUCACGUCAUGACCUUCAGUCUGCACGACGUUGUGGAUCUCUCGGUCAUCAAUCUUUUCCUGGCUGCUUCCGAAACAAGAGCUCAACAAUCGAAUGCUCCUUCUUUCCGCACCGAUGUCGAGAUCUCAGGAAACCUCAACAUCCGUGAGCGCGAGCUCCAGCCAUGGCAACCCAGUGCAGAUACCGCCAUCAACAUGUCUCUUGAAGACAAUUCGCGUCCAGGAGAAUGGGAUCAGUUCGCUGCCAACGAAGCUCUCUACAACGUCAGAAGUGACUACGACGAGAAUCUUUACACUACCGCCAUCAACAGAUCCGACCCAGACUACAAACGCAAGGCAGCAGAAGCCGAGAGAAUCGCCCGGGAGAUUGAGCGCAGCGCUCCUGUCAAUGCUCACGUCGCAGAAGAACGUCGCAUGAAUGCUGAGAAAGAUGGCGGCCUUGACGAGGAAGAAAAAUACAGCGGUGUCCGUCGCGAGACUAACAUCACAUCGCUGCUCAAGCAGGGUGCACCGAAUGCUUACGUUCCUCCAUCGCGGAGACCGAUCACUAGUCAGCCUACCGUACCGGGUGCUCCCUUCGACCCAGCUAUCGUCUCGGUUGCACGUCCCAGCCCAGCUACAGCCACAACCCCGGACAGCCAAGCUGUCUCAUCCAAGCAACCAGAGCAGGAAUCGAAGGAUUCGAAGGACGCUUCGACUCCGGCAACAGCAGAAGCUCCUUCCUUGCCAAGCGUGACAGCUCCUUCCGUAGAAGCUUCAGCUGCCGCUGCGAAGCCCGCUCCGAUUGCUGCUGCCCCUGUGUCAAAGCCAGUUCCUUCGAUCAACGCUGGUAAAGGCGCUACUGAGGGCGUCGAGCGUAAAGUCUUGGACUCAUUCAAGCAGUUCUCCAACAAUGAGAAGCUCCGCGUUCAGCAACAUCAACGUGUUGUGCAGGAGCGCCAACGCGCCAGUGCUCGUCAGGAGAAAUCAGUCAAGUUGAACGACCUCAAGAAGUUCGCCGAGAACUUCAAGCUCUACUCACGCGUCCCCGAAGAUCUUGUACCCAUCCUUGCUAAGACAAAGGAGAAGCAGAAUCUGAUCGUCUCAAAGGCUGAACUGCAGGCGCGUGAGAAGGAGUCAAAGGUCACAUCCGCUGAAGCUAGCCCAGCUCGCAUCGCACCUGCCAAACCUGAAGUUGCUUCUACUGAGGAUAACCAAGCACAGCCAGCAAGCCAGCCUGCGAAACGCCCCGAGACCGCAAACGAGCCUAGCUCUCCAUUAAGCCAAAGACAGCGCAUGGCUCAGAACUUGAGACAAAACCAAGCCGUCCCCCCUCGUGGACCUGGCAUGUCGCAUGGUGUCCCGCCCAGACCAGCUCAGCAAUACAGAGCUCCUAUGGCUAACAUGCAAAUCCCAACGCCUAUCCCUCCUCCCGAGAUCCGUUCACCCCCUACCGGACCUGCCUCUCGCGAACUUACCAGCCCCUCGACUGCUUCCGCCAGACUCAAUGUCAAGGCAAUGGAGUUCAGACCUAACCCAUCAGCAAGCACUUUCACUCCCACCUCACCUACCAAGGCAAGCCCACAGCCUGCUAAGCGUCCCAGUAUCUCUGCUGUAUCGCCGGCCAAGUUCUUUUCCCGCAAACCAGAGAAGCCCUUGUCCGAACGCACUCCUCUCAAGGACGCCUUCAACCCUGUCAAGUAUAUGCUUGAGACCACUGCAGCCGAGGGUAAGACUGAAACUUUUGCAUCAAAUGGAGGAAUCCCGCAAGCAUAUCGCACACCGCCAACAUGGGAGGUCGCUGAAGCCAACAAAGACAAGACAUACCGUGACAUGUUUGCUCAGAGCCCAGUCGCUGCUAUUCCGCCUAUGCACACUCCUACCAACAGCGUUAUGGCGCACUCUCAUCAACUUCCGCCUCAUCUGCAGAAUGGUCCUCCCAACAACCAAACUCCUCGCUUCUACCCUCCUCAACCUCAUCACCCUGGCCAACACUAUGACGAACAUCGCAUGCAGUACGGAUCCAACACUCCCUCAGUCCAGCCAUCUCCUCGUCUGCCUCCUGCAAUGGCCUAUGGCCCGCAGAUGCAUCCACAAAUGCAGCACUUCCCUGCAGGCAUGCCUCCAUAUGGUAUGAUGCGUCCUCAGCAAUUCGGUAGCCCACAGGGACCUCCCAUGGGUGGUCACAUGAUGGUGCAGCAGUCGUCUAACGGACCCUUCAUGAAUGGCGCAAUGGCACAACAGGUACCAAUGUAUGCCUCACCUGUGCCCGGCCAUGUACAGCCCCACUUCCCAGGCCAUCCCACUGCUCAGCCUGGUCCAGGUUUUGGACGCGGACAUCCCAUGAGUCACCAAGGAUCGCAGCAAGGACACCCUGGACAGAUGUAUAUGCAAAUGCCGCCCAAUGCUCCCAUGAUGAUGCAGCAGCACCCCGGACAGAUGCAGCAGAUGAGAAACUUCCCCCAGGGCCAGUAUCCCGGUGGUCCUCAAGGCCAACAUGGCUACCCCAUGCAGCACCGUGCCAUGUCGAACCAGGGAUACAACCACAACCAGAUGACUCCUCGUCAACACCACGCAGCUCCUCAACAAGGCCCUAGCCCCGGUAUGCCACCAAUGCAACCCGCCGGUCCAGCAGACGAGGGCAAAUGA